CUCGGUGCCACUAUGGAUCAGGGGAGCAGCAGCAACAGCAAUGGCAACACCAUUGAGAUGGGCCUCAUGGGGGAAAACAACAGCGGCCAGCAGCUGCUGCAGCAGCAGCAAGAGGACGUCGAGGCGCCCGACGUCUCCGAGGAGGCCCCCCUGAAGGCCGCAGAUGGCCCGCCGACUGCAGCCACCAGCAGUGCAGUGCUGACCCGCCCCACAUAUCUCACCGCUUUCGGGUUUCCGCGCUUCUUCGCGUCAUGGAUCAUCGUGUGGUAAGUUACUGAAGCCAUGGGAGCCACCGAAUGAAUGUUGUCUGCCUGCAUGGCCAUGGCGUGUUUGUGCAUGUCGCGGUGCGUGCACUGCAGGUAUCAUUUCUACCAGUUUCAGCGGCCGUCUCACUGGGGCUACACCUGGGUGUACUUCUUCUAUGUCCUGUCGGGCUUUGUGCUCACCUACACACGACUCACGGCAAAGGACCCGCAGAAGAACGAUCAGGUGUGGUGUGGGCUGCGAUGAGUGUGUCUCUCUGUGCAGUGCCGGCACAGUCGGGGGCAAUGCCGCACUCUCUCUCUCUCUCUCUCUGUUUUUGUAUGUGUGUGUGUGCAGGAGGGUUACUUGAUGUUUAUAUUCCACCGCAUGAAGGUACGGCACUACGUUCACUGCCUUCACUGCCUUCACUGCCUUCUACUCCGAGACAUUAGGGCAUCUACCCCAUGUACGUCUUCUCCCUCCUUCUGGGCGUCUGGAACGUCCCCGCGCCCCCCUGGUCGGACCUCGCCUUCCUCCCCUCCAUGGUCCUUCUCGUACACGUCUGGCGGUGGGACCUCGGCCUAGAGGACAUCCCCUUCAACAGCCCCUCCUGGUUCCUCAGCGUGUUGUUCGCCUUCUACCUGCUCUUCAAGCCGCUGUAUGCUGGAGUGACCAGGGUCAACCGGUGGGGCCUUUAUGCUAUCAUGGCAGCCUGCAUUGUGUGGCCAGGUCAGGUACCAAGACAGAGGGAGAGGGAGGGAGGGAUGGAGGGAGGGAGGGAGGGAGAGGGGGAGAGACAUGGAGGCACUUGUCUUGUUCGGCUCGGUUUGUUUCGUUUGUCUGUCUGUGUUUGUGUGUUUGGAUCGGGUCACAGGGUUUUGUGACCGCGCCUCGUGGCGGUGGGGUUACAUGUUCUUCAACCUCUACCCGCUGCACUUUGUCCCCAUGUGCGUCCUCGGCAUGGGCGUCGCGCGCAUCUUCGCAGAGAACUUUUACAACCCCGACACAAAGAAACUGGAAAUCGACCCAACCAAAGUGACAAGACAGGACAAGCCUGUGUGCAAUGUCUGUGUGUGUGUGUGUGUGUCUGCCUGUGUGUGUGGCAUAGGUGUCGUUUGUCUUCAAAAUCGGCGUCAUAUUGAGCUACGCGAUAGCCUUUUCCAUCUACUUCACGCUAGAGAUCACCUCGGAGCUGGGCUACAACCUGGUGUGGUACGUUCUGUACCCCCUGUGGACCCUCCUCAUCUACUCACUCGCCAUCGGCCUCGACCCCCUGGCAAGGCUCAUGACCCAUCCCGCGCUCGUGUGGACGGAAAACCUUGCUUGGCCCAUCUACAUCUGCCAGUACCCCGUUUUCGCCGUAAAAAAGCCACACACACACAAAACACACAUGACACACGACACACAAUCCCCAACACGCAGACCUCGGAGAGACACACAGCACGACUUUGGUUCUCUCUCUCUCUCUCUCUCUGUGCAUGUGUGUGUGUGUGUGUUCAGGCGGGUCAGAGGUUCGUGGGCCCCUGGAUGCUGGAGAAUCCUCUGGCCAGAAACCUCACCUUCACGGCGGCGCUGGCGGUGUUUUCCGUGUUUGCUCACUACGUCGUGGACGAGCCCACGCGGGCAUUCCUCAAUCUGGGCAAGAGGGGCCACAAGUAGAUAAACACAUCGAAAGGAGUUGUGGGGGCUGGUGGGGUGGGUGAAUUGCUGAGGUGACAACUUGAAUGAAUGGUCAUCCCUGUUAAGUAGUCAUAACAGAGCCCACAAUGAGUCAACUGUAAGGGAGCAAUGAGUCAACUGUGCUGCAUGGAUCUUUGUUUGCUAUUGUUUGCCUCCCCUGAAUGAGCGAGAUCCCGGCGACAGAGAUGCCUGGAAGGCGGCCACACACAGACACGCCAUAACUGGCCAUCCGAGGCCAUCAAACCUCCAA
Messenger RNA from Vitrella brassicaformis, 2173 nucleotides. The record is from the annotation of a GenBank genome assembly. NCBI's taxonomy places the organism in Eukaryota, Vitrellaceae.